Sorghum bicolor (sorghum) is the source of this 1695-nucleotide messenger RNA. Its product is annotated as myb family transcription factor PHL7. Bases 326 to 1243 code for a protein of 305 amino acids. Lineage: Eukaryota; Viridiplantae; Streptophyta; Magnoliopsida; Poales; Poaceae. The transcript has 7 exons. Gene Ontology annotation, molecular function: DNA binding; DNA-binding transcription factor activity. The record is from RefSeq and is a predicted model, not a curated record.
AAGCGAUGGUCAGGUGGGAUAUAUUCGCCAACAAACCCAUUUUCCCGUCUCCACUUGUUCCUCCUCCUCUCUCGCCUUCCUCCACCGGCCUCCUCCCCCAACUCCGUCCCCCCAUUACCGUCAGCGCCUUAACGUCAGCGGGCGGCGCCACCGCCGGCGACGGGGCCCGCAUCGAGCCAGGCUUCCCCAGGCCCGUCCUCCAUCGUCGGGGAGGCGACGCCGUGGUCCCGCCCUCUGGGCUGGCUGGGCGUGGAGGGGACGGGACUACUGGAGAUCCGCGCGUCUCUGCUUGGAUUGCGUCCUUCUCUCGCCGAGGGUAUGAGCAAUGUACUCACCAAAACCAGAAUCUAGUUUUGCCCCAAAUCCCAACUCAGGCACACACCAGCAGCAAAUGGAAUUACCUGGAGCCAACAUGGGUCCUAGUAAUGGAGCAAAUAACAAUACCAACAUGGCUGCAAGGCAACGCUUACGCUGGACAAAUGAACUGCAUGAAAGAUUUGUUGAGGCUGUUACUCAACUUGGUGGCCCUGAUAGAGCAACUCCAAAAGGAGUUCUAAGAAUUAUGGGUGUACAAGGAUUAACAAUAUACCAUGUAAAAAGUCACUUGCAGAAAUACAGGCUAGCAAAAUAUAUUCCUGAUGCUUCAACUGAUGGAAACAAAGCCGAUAACAAAGACCCAGGGGAUUUGCUUGCCGGACUUGAGGGAUCCUCUGGAUUGCCGAUAUCUGAAGCCCUCAAGCUGCAGAUGGAGGUCCAAAAGCGGCUGCACGAACAGUUAGAAGUACAAAGGCAGCUGCAGUUGCGAAUUGAGGCUCAGGGAAAGUACCUCCAGAAGAUCAUUGAAGAGCAGCAGCGCUUAACUGGUGUGAAAUCUGAAACUCCUGCUGGAGGUGCUUCUGUCACAGUAUCAAGUGAUCAAUUCCCUGACUCCGAGCGGACUGAGCCCUCGACUCCUGCACCAACAUCCGAGUCUCCAACUCAAGUUGGUGCUUCCAAUAGGGACCCCGGAGAUCGAACUGAAGGAACCAAGAGCACCUGUCAUGAGCCACUAACCCCCGAUUCCAACUGCCAGAAUGGCUCUCCCGUUGCUAGUCCAAACCAUGAGAGGGCAGCAAAGAGGCAGCGGGGCAGUGGUACUGAAUUCUUAGAUUCUGAGUCUGAGUUUUCCCUUCCACGCCACAUCUUUGAGUCGAGCUCAGGCUCAGAGUUCCAACAAUACUCAAUGUCCUACUCAGGACAGUAGCUUGUGUUGCUCACAUAAUCACUGUAUCGUUGCUAGCUUGUUCAGCACGAUGGGUAGGCUGAUGUCUCAAGGAGUGUGUUGUGGUAGACAAAGCUGUAGGUGUUCAGUGAAUGUUUACAUGGUAUACGUGACAGCUAUUUACGUUCCUAGGUUUGUAACAUGUAUGUCCGUCUGCAGUUCAGUUGGAGAUGCUUGAAGGCUAAGGUUCUGUUGUGUGUGACCUGUAGGCACGAGGCUGUCAGCUUGUAUUCUCUUGGUAAUCUGUGUCAGCAGAGCGUUAGCAUUAAGUCAGUUAAUUGAACAGUGCUGUUAUCUGUAACGUCUGAGUUUGAUCUGAAACUGCAGUUAAUUGAGGAAGACAUGAACAGUGCUGUGCUGAUCUCAAUUGGAUUCCUGUGUUUAGAUUCUCUUCAUUUAUGUGGAAGGGCAACAACUGUACUGCAAUUUGUGUA